UCAGAAGAGAAAAGUUUGAUGUGACGUGUACAGCUGCUAAAUAAAUCUGGACCCGAGGAAACCUUUCUGCUUUGUGAGUGCACUUUGCCGACUGCAGGGUGUCUCGUGUGUCUGAUUCAGAAGCUACUGAAGCUUUGAAUAAUAAAUGGCACCAUUUCUACCCCCCAAACCCCUGCCAUCAUUACCAAGUCAAUGGAGGGAGGCAGAAAGCGCUCAGCCUCCACACGUUUAUGCCCGUCAGUCCAACAUCUGCAGUGAGGAAGCGUAGGUGAGCGGGAGUUUUCAGUCAGUGUCACACACCAGCUGAGAGAGAGAGAGAGAGAGAGAAAAUACACCGCAUGUGAUGGCUAGGACAUUUUUGCAAAGUGUUGAUCAUUUCCACGCGGAACAUCCUUUACGCGCCUUUUAAGUUUCUCCCCGUUGACCGCUCUGGCUUUUUAAUUUGGGUUUUUAUUAGGUAAUUUAAAAAAAAAUGUUGUUAUACUCAUAAACGAGUUUGCGAGUAGGCUAAUGCACUUUUUUUUUUGAAACUCUAAUCCUAAAAGAAGAAGAAGAAACAUGAAUAGAGUUAUUUUUUCUUUUUUCUUAAUAUUUAUUAUUAAAGAGACUCAUGCACUGCGUUAUGGCAUCACCAACAAUCUCCAACCAUAUAUGCCCAAUGUGUGUGUGGAGAGGGAGGUGACGCUGGUCGCCCAGAGGCAGCCAUGUGUGCAGGCCUUCACACGCAUGGUUAAAGUGUGGAAGCAAGGCUGUGUGGGGCAGUCAUGGUGCAUGGGAUACGAGAGGAGGACAGCGUACUACACUGCAUACAGACAAGUGUACAGGCAGGAUUAUCAGACUGUGUACAAGUGUUGCCCUGGAUGGUCUCAACUUAACGGAGGAGCAGGUUGUCUGUAUCCGGUGUGUAGCUACGGCGUGUGCUUCAAUGGGGGCCAGUGUCGGGAGCGAUCCACCCAGCUUUGUGACUGUCCUGCAGGGUUCAGUGGACCCAGCUGCCAGUAUGAUGUGAAUGAAUGUGAGGAGACCAAUGGAGGCUGUGAGGCUCUCUGCUGUAACACCAUUGGAAGUUUCUACUGCAGGUGUCCUCCUGGACUGAAACUGAAUGAAGAUGGCAAAACCUGUCAAGAUAUUGAUGAGUGCCAGGUCCAUAAUGGAGGCUGCCAGCACAGAUGUGUUAACACCAGGGGCUCCUACUACUGUGAAUGCCACCCGGGCUCUCGCUUGCAUGUGGACGGCCGCACCUGCCUCGCUGUCCAUUCAUGUGCCAUCAGCAACGGAGGAUGUGAACACUACUGUGUGCAGCAGUCUGCCAAUCAUUUCCGCUGUCGCUGCAGGCCAAAUUACGUGCUGGCAGAGGAUGGCAAGCAUUGUAAACUGCAGAAUCCCUGUGCAGAUCAGAAUGGAGGCUGUAUGCACAAGUGUCGUGUUGAUGGUGGCAAAGCUCACUGCGACUGUAAAGUUGGUUACAUCCUGGCUGAAGACGGAAAAACCUGUGAAGAUAUCGAUGAGUGUGAGACAGAAAAGGCCAACUGUGCUCAUGGCUGCCACAACACACUGGGCUCUUACGCCUGUGUGUGUAACGCUGCCUAUGAGCUGGGAUCUGAUGGAAAACAGUGUUACAGAAUUGAGAUGGAGAUCGUGAACAGCUGCGAGAACAACAACGGUGGCUGUUCGCACCACUGCCAACAUUCAACCAGUGGGCCUGUUUGCUCCUGUAACCAUGGUUACAGACUAGACGACGACUUUAAAACCUGUGUCGACGUCGAUGAGUGUGGAGAGCAGAGCUCCUGCUGUGAGCAGGACUGCACCAAUUACCCCGGAGGGUAUGAAUGCUACUGCUCAGCAGGAUACAGACUCAACUCAGACGGAUGUAGCUGUGACGAUGUAGAUGAGUGUCUGGCUGCUAAUGGCGGUUGUGAUCACACAUGCCAGAACAGUGCAGGUUCCUUCCAGUGUUUCUGCCACCGGGGCUUCCGUCUGGAAGAGGACCGGCAAGCCUGCACCCCACUAGAAGAUGCAAUUGAGGCCCUGUCCAGCGGAGGUGCCAUUGAGUUGCCUCUCAUUCGCCCCCAGCUCACCUUGAUGCAGGACUACAGCCAACCCUUGGAGCGCUAUGACGACUAUGAAGACGACGAGGGGGAGCUGAGGGCCGAGAGUAACCUGGCAGAAAAAUUUGUGUGCUUGGAUGACACUUUUGGCAAUGACUGCAGUUUGACGUGUGACGACUGUACUAAUGGAGGAAAAUGUAAUCCGUGGAAAAAUGGCUGCGACUGCCCCGACGGGUGGAUUGGCAUCGUCUGCAACCAGACAUGCCCUGAGGGAGAUUUUGGUAAAAACUGCUCGUUCCCUUGUAAGUGUAAAAAUGGUGCCAGCUGUGAUCCCGUCACUGGGAGCUGCCGCUGUCCACCUGGAGUCAGUGGAGACUUGUGCCAGGAUGGCUGUCCAAAGGGCUUCUAUGGGAAGCAGUGCAAUAAGAAGUGUAAUUGUGCCAAUAACGGGCGCUGCCACCGGACCUACGGAGCCUGUCUGUGUGAUCCUGGACUCUACGGACGCUUCUGCCACCUCCCUUGUCCUAAGUGGACCUUUGGCCCAGGCUGCUCUGAGGAGUGUCAGUGUGUCCAGCAGAACACUCUGGAGUGUCACCGUCGCCAUGGCACCUGUGUCUGUAAAUCUGGUUACCAGGGCAACACCUGCAAGGAAGAAUGCAUCCCAGGUACUUACGGAGCCGGCUGUGAGAAGAAGUGCGCCUGUCCACCAGGAGUGUCAUGUGAUCAUGUGACUGGAGAGUGCCAACGAAAAUGCCCUCCCGGUCGUCAUGGAGAGAAUUGUGAUCAAGACUGUCCAGAGGGAAGGUUUGGAACAGGCUGCGUACAUCCUUGUAACUGCAGCGGCGCUACAUGUGACAAAGUGACGGGACAAUGCAAGUGUCCAGCGGGAACGACAGGAAAACACUGUGAGAACUUGUGUCUGGAAGGUUUCUGGGGUCCAGGCUGCACAGAAACCUGCCCAGUUUGUGAGAACGGAGGCGUGUGUGAUAAACACAACGGGUCAUGUAACUGUGCUCCAGGGUUCAUGGGCAGAUUCUGCCAGAACUCAUGCCCGAGUGGACGUUUUGGUCAAGAAUGUCAAAUGAAGUGUGUGUGCGAGAAUAAUGCUCGCUGUGACCCGGUGAGUGGGCGGUGUACCUGCGCUCCAGGCUGGACUGGAAACAACUGCAGGAAAGCGUGUGAUGCAGGGCACUGGGGGGCAGACUGUGCAGAAAUAUGCGACUGUAGAAACGGAGACGGCAGCUGUGACGCUGUGACGGGCCAGUGCAACUGUGAGGCUGGUUACACUGGAACACACUGCCAUCAGAAGUGCCCAGCAGGUGUGUUUGGUCUUGGUUGUCGCCAUCGGUGUCAGUGUGACAACAAGGCGUUGUGCGACCAUGUGAGUGGAGCUUGUACCUGCCAGGUUGGAUGGACUGGAACCUUCUGUGAAAAGCCGUGUCCUCAGGGUUUCUACGGACUGGACUGCCAAAAGAAGUGUUUGUGUCUAAACGGCGGGAGCUGUGACCACGUCAGCGGAGCUUGUUCCUGUCCUGCUGGCUGGAUUGGUCCGUUCUGCAACCUGACGUGCCCAACCGGUUCCUAUGGGGAAGGGUGUAACCAAACCUGUAGCUGCCGUAACGAUGGCAUCUGCCACCCGGCCAGCGGGCAGUGUGUGUGCACGCCGGGCUGGACCGGACCCAACUGCACAGAAGAAUGCCCUGCAGGGUUUUAUGGAGCAGACUGUCGGCAGCGCUGCUUGUGCCAGAAUGGAGCCACCUGUAACAAGACCAACGGAAAAUGUACAUGCGCCAGUGGAUGGAUGGGCACAGCCUGUGAACUGGAGUGUGUAGCAGGCCGUUUCGGGGCGGACUGCCAACAGCAGUGUGAAUGUGAGAAUGGCGGCCAGUGUGACAGACAGACCGGACGGUGCAGCUGCAGCGCCGGCUGGAUCGGAGAGCAGUGUGAGAAAGCAUGUGAACCAGGCCUGUUUGGUGCCGGCUGUGAGGAAAGAUGUCAGUGUGUGCACGGGGCCUCAUGCCACCACGUCACUGGAGAGUGUCAGUGUCCACCAGGGUGGAGAGGGAAACUCUGUGACAAAGCCUGUUUGCCAGGUAUGUAUGGAAAGGGUUGCAUGCAGCGCUGCAGCUGUGCUCAGGGCACGUCCUGCCACCACGUCUCUGGAGACUGCGGCUGUCCUCCUGGAUUCACGGGCAACGGCUGCGAGCAGACUUGUCUUCCAGGAACAUUUGGACAGAACUGUAACCAGCUCUGCCAGUGCUCCGAGACAAACCAGCUCUGCCACCCGGUGUUUGGAUCAUGUUACUGCGCUCCAGGUUUCCAUGGCCCCAAAUGUGACCUAAUCUGUGGAGAUGGUCAUUAUGGUCCAAACUGUGAAAGAGAGUGCCAGUGUGAAAAUGGAGGGAAGUGCGUUCCUUCCACUGGAGCCUGUGAAUGUCCAGCAGGGUUUAUAGGAGCACGCUGCAACACCACGUGUCCAGCCGGGCGUUACGGAGUCGAUUGUGCUUGGGCGGCGCUGUGUGGAGACGGAGCCCAGAAUGACCCAGUCACCGGCCGCUGUGUGUGCAUCCCUGGACGCAGAGGAGAGGACUGUGGACAUGGCUGCCCUCCAGGCUGGUUUGGGGCAGACUGUGUCCAACGCUGUAACUGCAGCAAUGGCGGAGUGUGUGACUCUGCAACUGGCAACUGUACCUGCGGUCUGGGCUGGACUGGUGCACACUGCGAUAAAGAAUGUGCUGCGGGCAGAUUUGGUGCAAACUGCGAGCUGAAAUGUAACUGUCAAAAUAACGGCACUUGUGACAGAGUGACAGGGACGUGUCACUGUGGUCCAGGCUACUAUGGACAUCUGUGUGAGCAUGCUUGUCCUCCUGGUCUCCACGGCCCGCUGUGCCAGCUGCAGUGUGACUGUAUGAACGGGGCCUCCUGUCACCCCGUAUCGGGCCAGUGCGUCUGUCCUCCCGGACACCACGGAGCUCGCUGUCACAGAGCGUGUGAACAGGGUACCUACGGUCACGGCUGUGCCAAGCUGUGUGACUGUGAGGAAGACGCGCCAUGUGAUCCCGUGACAGGAAGAUGCCUCUGCUCCUCAGGGAAGACUGGACUCAGAUGUGACAUCGACUGCAGAGCGAAUCGUUACGGGCCAGACUGUGCCGAGACCUGUGAGUGUGAGAACGGGGCGCAGUGCGACCGACGCAACGGCCGCUGUACCUGCCUGCACAGCUGGAUCGGACUCUUCUGUCAAGAAGGUGGACCUCCACGCCUCACCUACGGCAGCAGCAGAGGAGACUCGCAACAUGACAACUCAUAGCACCACCAUAGCUGGAAGACUCCAACUAAAACUGGGACAGAUCAGCUACGUUUUACUGAAGUGACUCAAGUGAGUGAAAGCUUGUUACAGGAAGUUGUAGCAGGCAGCUGGAAGACCUUCAUGGAAAUAGACUCUCUGAUGAGAACAGCAGUUUCAUGGUCGGACUUGAGCUGGAUCAUCCAUUUUUUUUGCGUGCCAAAGUGUCCUUUGAACUGUUCAAGCUUGUUUCAUCAGCCUGACCUCGCUGGUACACAAUUUUCUUGCGUGGAACGUCAAACACCUUUUAGUCUUCAGGAUUAAAACUUCUCCUCAAAAACUACAUCCGCAGAGUGCAGUGUCAGGAGAUUGUGGUUACUGCACUUUUGGUAUUUUGUGUUUAAUAUUUUGUCCUCUAAAUACCUUUUUUGCAAGUACUGUAUAUAAAAUAAUACAUUUUUUUAAAGGAUAUUGCUGGAUAUGAUGCAACCUCUGACACUGAGGCAAUUUUUGAAACCAUAUUUCAUUACUUGCCAGUACUAUGAAGUACUACCCUCAGUCCAAUGGUGCUUUACUGUAUAAUGCAACAAAGAGUAUAAUGAUCCUCAGACUUUUAUAGUAUAUCACAGAAAAGCACAUUACCGUAAAUAUGCUUUAAUGGACAGCUGGAAUUUUACAGUUCAUUAAAAAUCACACAGCAUUAAUUUGCAUCUUCUCCAAGGUUAAGUGUCUAAAUAUUUUCAGUUGAAUUCAUUGUGUAUAAAUUGCUUCAUAUUUAUAUUUCAUAGUUGUAUACAAUUUAAUAUACUGCAAGUUUAAAAUGCAUUCUUGUUUUCCACUGGAUAAGAGACUUUGCAGCUCAGCCAAAAUGUACACUCCAGUAAACAACCCAGAAUGAGAUUUUACACAUGAAUGCCAAUAAAGACAGACACAUAAAGGUUUGUUUACCAUU
Messenger RNA from Siniperca chuatsi (mandarin fish), 6283 nucleotides. It is a transcript of the gene megf6b, whose product is annotated as multiple EGF-like-domains 6b. The record is from RefSeq and is a predicted model, not a curated record. Bases 559 to 5355 code for a protein of 1598 amino acids. The transcript is spliced from 38 exons. NCBI's taxonomy places the organism in Eukaryota, Metazoa, Chordata, Actinopteri, Centrarchiformes, Sinipercidae. Gene Ontology annotation, molecular function: protein binding; calcium ion binding.